AAACUUGAUAUGCUGCAUUUUAUAAACAUGACCCUGGUCCUCCACUUACAAAAUGACCAACCAUUGCCAACCCUCCAGAGUCAAAGUCAGCGUUUCCCAUAGUCACGUUACUUUGAAGGAGAGACCAUGGCUUCACUUCUCUCAAAAGCCCACGACCGUCUCCUCGUGAAAAAGCACUGCGCAGACGGAACAAGCGAACCGGCCAACUUUCUCGACAAUGAGUCCAUCCGCCCAACGCCCGUCAAGGAUCGCACAUGGACAUCCAUCACAUACUCAGCCUUUUGGUUCGCAGCCACUGCAAACGUGAGCAACCUGUACGGAGCUUCUACUGGUCAAUCUGCUGGUCUGAGUAUUUGGGAGGCGCUGGUAUGUUCGCUUGGCGGCCAGUUGCUCGCUGGCUGUCUCAUGGCGCUGAAUGGUCGUGCUGGUGCGCUGUACAGAAUUCCCUUCCCUGUUGCGUGUCGAGCGAGUUUUGGGACUUGGGGUGCGCUGUGGCCGACGUUUAAUCGGGCUGUAAUGUCGAUUGUCUGGAAUGGUGUGAAUUCUGUGCAGGGUGCGCAGUGUCUGUAUGUCUUUCUCCAUGCCAUCUUUCCUUCUAUCGAAAACAUUCCCGACAUCAUGGGUUCCAAAUCUGCUCUCAACUCGGCAGGGAUGCUCUGCUUCUUCCUCUACUGGCUCAUCAACUGCGCAUUUCUCUUCGUUCCCGUCCCCCGCAUGAGAAAGCUCGUCCACAUCAAAGUCGCCGUCUACUUCGCCGCCACCAUCGCCUUCGUCGCCUGGACACUGUCCCUCUCUGGGAGUGUCCGCAAGACCCUGACUGAACCAUCUACCGUCCAUGGGUCUGAGAAGUCUUGGUUGAUCCUCAAAUUCUUCUUCCUAGGACUCGCUAGUUGCGGCACCUUUAUUUCAAAUGCAUCUGAUCUACAGCGAUAUGCCCGUAAGCCCACCGAUGUCAUUGCUGGGCAAGUAUUCAGUUUCCCAAUGUCCAACUUCUUGGUCGGUGUGUUUGGAAACUUGAUCGCGGCUGCUAGCAAGGGCAUCUUUGGCGAGGUCAUUUGGAACCCGCUUACCACUCUGGAUAUGCUCAUGCAGGGUGAUCGUCAUACAUCGGCGAAUCGCGCUGGAUGUGCAUUGAUCUCUUUCGCUUAUGUCUACUCAACUGUUUUCUCGGCAAUUUUUGAGAACUCCAUUCCCGCUGGAAACGAUAUCGCAGCUCUCAUGCCCAGAUACAUUACGGUGAAGCGUGGAUUCUUCAUCUGUGCAAUCAUCUCAUACGCCAUCUGCCCAUGGUACCUACUUUCAUCCGCGGCUGUCUUCAUCAACUUCCUCAGCUCCUAUCAGAUCUUCCUCAGCGCCAUCACGGGUAUUCUCAUCUGCGACUACUACCUGCUUCGACGCGGCGUGUUCGACAUCCCCAUGCUCUACUCAGGGCACAAAGACUCUACCUACCACUUCUUCCAUGGCUUCAAUCUUAGAGCGUUUGCAGUCUACUUGAUUGCCAUUGCACCUAACUUCUAUGGAUUCCUGUUCCAGAUGGGUGUUAACGCACCACUAGGGAUCCAGCGGUUCUACUAUGUUGCCUAUCCUGUGGGACUCUUGUUGGCAUUUGGAAGCUUUUGGCUCAUCAACACACUCUUCCCAAGUGAAAAUAUUCCAAAGGUCUCGGGAUGGAAGGAGCCCAAGGACUUUGUAGAGAGUCAUGAUGGUACCUAUGUCAAUGUCGUGAUUGACUCGUCUGAUGCUGCCUCCGGGGAUCAGGAGAUGGGCAACGCUCAAAAGACUGCCACGGAGAAGUAUUGAGCUAGUAUUAGUCCUUAAGUAAAUAGAUAUGUCCUGUUUUCCCAAUUCAUGAAGAAUUCUUGUCAUGAUCUCAAUGGGCACAAUGCUGUUCAGACUUUAAUCAUCUAUUGCCAAAU
This is a messenger RNA of Fusarium verticillioides 7600, 1916 nucleotides long. RefSeq lists its product as hypothetical. The transcript is spliced from 5 exons. Gene Ontology annotation, biological process: transmembrane transport; nucleobase transport. Bases 127 to 1800 code for a protein of 557 amino acids. Gene Ontology annotation, cellular component: plasma membrane. The record is from RefSeq and is a predicted model, not a curated record. Gene Ontology annotation, molecular function: nucleobase transmembrane transporter activity. NCBI's taxonomy places the organism in Eukaryota, Fungi, Ascomycota, Sordariomycetes, Hypocreales, Nectriaceae.